AUGGCCAAGAACCUCCAGUCAAAGUUGAGCACCAAAGAUGAGAUCCGCAUCUUCGAUAUCAACAAGGACGCUGUCUCGAACCUGGCUAAGGAGAUGGGACAGUCGCAGACUGGCGGCGCCAAGGUUGCCAUUGUGGACAGCGCGAGGGAUGCCUCGACAGAAGCAGACACCGUUAUAACAGUUCUACCAGAACCAUCCCACGUAAAAUCAGUUUACAAGUCUAUCCUCACAGACCUCCCCUCUCGUCCACGCAUCUUCAUAGACUGCUCCACAAUCGACCCCUCGUCCUCCCGCGAAGUCGCCGCCUCCGUCGCAGCAGCACAGCCGUCGGGCAUCUUCGUCGACGCCCCCAUGUCGGGCGGCGUCGUUGGCGCCACGGCCGGCACUCUGACGUUCAUGCUCGGCUGCGAAGAAUCCCAUCUCGCGCGCAUCGAGCCCGUCCUUCUCCGCAUGGGCCGGCGCGUGCUGCACUGCGGACCGCAGGCAACCGGUCUCUCCGCGAAGCUGGCGAACAAUUAUCUGCUGGCGAUCAACAACAUCGCCACUGCCGAAGCGAUGAAUCUCGGUAUCAAGUGGGGACUCGAUCCGAAAGUGCUUGCGGGCGUGAUCAACGUCAGCACGGGCAAGUGCUGGCCCAGCGAGGUGAACAAUCCUGUCAAGGGCGUCGUCGAGGGAAGCCCGGCGGGGAGAGAUUACAAGGGCGGUUUUGGGAUUGGGCUGAUGAAGAAGGACCUUGGGCUUGCUGUUGUCGCUGCCAAGGAGGCCGGGGCGAAGUUGGAGCUCGCUGACCGCGCGACGGAGGUGUACGCUUCUGCAGAGGCGGAGGAGAGGUGUAAGGGGCGAGAUUUCUCGGUCGUUUACCGAUACCUUGGAGGUGAAAAGUCAUGA
Messenger RNA from Colletotrichum chrysophilum, 888 nucleotides. RefSeq lists its product as uncharacterized. Lineage: Eukaryota; Fungi; Ascomycota; Sordariomycetes; Glomerellales; Glomerellaceae. Gene Ontology annotation, biological process: L-valine catabolic process. The transcript has 2 exons. The coding region runs from base 1 to 888 and encodes 295 amino acids. Gene Ontology annotation, molecular function: NAD binding; 3-hydroxyisobutyrate dehydrogenase activity; NADP binding. Gene Ontology annotation, cellular component: mitochondrion. The record is from RefSeq and is a predicted model, not a curated record.